GCUUCCGGGAGCGCCGCGUGAGGCGGUGGCUGGGAAUCGUGGCUGUGGAUCAUGGCUGGGUCGGUUGGUUCGGCCCCGGCGAGGCUCGCGCUGAACCCGCGGGAAGACUCGCAGCUUCAGAAGAAGGUGGCGCAGGUCCGCCGGCGCGCAGGCAAGCAAAACAAGCAAGAAAACCUUACCCCUGGAGUUAUCUUUGUGGGCCACCUACCUCCAGCACUUUAUGAAGGCCAGAUCCACGAAUAUUUCUCCCAGUUCGGCACUAUUAAAAGAUUGAGACUGUCUAGAAGCAAACGGACUGGAAAUAGCAGGGGCUAUGCCUUUGUGGAGUUUGCAUGUGAGGAUGUUGCUAAGAUAGUUGCAGAAACAAUGAACAACUACCUUUUUGGUGAAAGACUUCUGGUGUGUCAAUAUAUACCGCCAGAAAAAGUACAUGUGGAACUUUUUAAGGAAUGGAAUGUUCCAUUUCGUCAGCCCUCAUUUCCAGCAGUGAAGCGCUACAAUCAGGAUCGGAAAUUGGCACAAAAGCUACGGAUGGAGCAACGUUUUAAAAAGAAAGAAAAAUUACUCAGGAAGAGGCUAGCUGAGAAAGGAAUUGAUUACAGUUUUCCUCCUUUGGUUUUACCUAAUCCAAAAAUAGUUUCAGGCCCAUCCAAGAAAAAGAAGAAAAGAGUCUCAGAAGCCCAGCCUGAGCAGUCUGUGGAUGGCCAGGUUUUGCCUGAUACCAAAAAACAACAGACUUUGGGAAUAGCUAAGAAACAGAAGAAGAAAGCAGUUUCAAAAGGCACUCCUAACACUCCCGAGAAGUCUGUGGAUAGCCAGGGGCCCACACCAGUUUGUACGCCAACGUUUUUGGAGAAACGAAAAUCAGAAGUGACUGGCAUGAAUGAUGACAAAGAUAACGAAAUCGUUUUCAAACAGCCUGUUUCCAGUGAAGUACAGAAGACUCCAGUGCCUGCAUGCUCAGGGAAAAAAAGGCGAAGGAAAAGAAAAGGCAGCCAGUGACUCUGAAGAGACAUCUUAUAUGUAGCAUAUUUUGGGGGGAAAAAAUGUGAUAAUUUUAUAAGGCUGUCCAUAUUUUACUAGGUACAGUAAAAUCCAAAUGUUAAGACUUUUAAUGUGUAUUCAUGCCAUUAAGAAAAGCCAUCAGUAAUUGUGGCUGGUUGCCCUUGUUAAAAUACAGGGGUGCAAUGAUGGGCUUUGUGUGAGCUCAUAGCUUCCUUUUGUUUUACCUGCCAUUUGUCACCACCAGUCCUGGUGGAACCCAAAGGGUAUUUUCUUCUUAAAUUUUUUACUGACUUUCUUGAGAGAGAAAGAGACAGAUACAGAACAAGAGAUUGGGUGUGCCAGGGCCUUCAACCACUGCAAAUUAAGCCCAAAUGUUUGUGCCCCCAUGUGCAUCUGGUUUAUGUGGAUGCUGGGGAGUUGAACUUGGGGCCUUUGGCUUUGCAGGUAAGCGCCUUAACUGCUCAGCCAUCUCUCCAGCCCCCAAAGGAUAUUUUAGGCUUCAUCAGGUGGCUGAAACUAGAAGCUGAAUUCUGUGGAGAGGAGCAGUUCAAGUGCUGAUACAGUCUGCGUAUGUGUUUACAUGCUGGCACAGUAGACAUGACUUGUUUUCUCCAGUAAUAGGCAUUUAGGGUGGGCUAGGAUCAAUUGAUAGCUGCCAUUUUGGAGCCAUAUCAGCAGUAUGGCAGUGUACUUAAGAUCCAAACAGUGGCCAACAAAUACACUUCUUUAUUAUUGCUAUUAUUGUUGUUGUUGUUGACAAUAAACCAUGAUAAUUCCCUCUCCCAAUACACUUCUCCAAUUUAUCUGUAUAUAAGUAGCACCUUGGUGCUGUGAGGAAAAAAUAAAAGAUUUCUGUUCACUGGUUUUAA
This is a messenger RNA of Jaculus jaculus (lesser Egyptian jerboa), 1874 nucleotides long. RefSeq names its product nucleolar protein interacting with the FHA domain of MKI67 (gene Nifk). Bases 52 to 1002 code for a protein of 316 amino acids. The record is from RefSeq and is a predicted model, not a curated record. NCBI's taxonomy places the organism in Eukaryota, Metazoa, Chordata, Mammalia, Rodentia, Dipodidae. The transcript is spliced from 7 exons. Gene Ontology annotation, molecular function: RNA binding. Gene Ontology annotation, cellular component: nucleolus. Gene Ontology annotation, biological process: maturation of LSU-rRNA from tricistronic rRNA transcript (SSU-rRNA, 5.8S rRNA, LSU-rRNA).